This is a messenger RNA of Pungitius pungitius (ninespine stickleback), 1299 nucleotides long. RefSeq names its product HAUS augmin like complex subunit 8 (gene haus8). The transcript is spliced from 10 exons. Bases 55 to 1122 code for a protein of 355 amino acids. The record is from RefSeq and is a predicted model, not a curated record. NCBI's taxonomy places the organism in Eukaryota, Metazoa, Chordata, Actinopteri, Perciformes, Gasterosteidae.
CUUGUUUCUACCGGUCUGGUAAACCGGUGCACUGGCGGUUUGCUUCAAACCAUUAUGGCGUCUAGAAGAACAUCAACAAUGCCAAGUACUUUUAAAAGUACCGAAGCUAAGAGCUCGAGUAGCGGGAGCAGUGCUGGUAAGCCCAACACCGGAACUGGCAAGAAAAGUGUUAAAUCAGGUGGAACUAUCGUCAAAUCUCGAUACGGGCAGACAUCGCUUUCAAAGAGUAACUCACUGACCAACGAGUCUAUUGCUGCUCCGCCGCGACCUUCCUCACCAAAACCGAGGGUGGGCACUCCACCACGACGCUCAAUGGCCCACCAGGCUCCAGGAAAGUCAGUGAUGUCACGGGGAAAUGAGCUUUCAUUGCUUGGAAAAAGUAUUAUGCAGUCCACUUUUGCAGAUGGACAGGACUUUCCACCAAGUUUUGAUAUUUCGGGCAUUAAAGAAGAAACAAUUGUUGAAAAUACAGUUGAGCUCGAAAAGAAUCCAGAGAUUAAUAAGAGGGACAUUGAGAUGCAAACGUUCCUACUGGCCUACAUCACAGCUAAGAUGGAGAGCAAUACUACAAAGGCAAAAGCUGAGGCAGAGGCCAAGCUCAUGCAGGUGAUGGAGGAAGAAGAGGCGCUGCAUAAUGAGGUCCAGGAAAAGAAACGCCAGUACCUGCUCAUGGAGCAGGACAGGCAAUUGAAUGAGCUGCUGGAUUUACAGAUCGCCGCACUGACUCCCGUGGUGGAAACUGCCAAACAAUUCACAAAGGAUUACAAGUCUUUCGCCACAGCCGUUGACACCACACGACAUGAGCUGCCUGUCCAGAAUUUCUACAUUGAUGGGGACAGAAAGGAAUUCCUAGAUAAAGCCGAGACUUGCCUGAAGGAGAGCGAAAUGCUGCUGUUGCAGUGCACGGAUGGAGAUCUUAAGGACGACAGUACUUCUCUGGCGUCCCUUAGGGACAUGAAAACGACAUCAAAGACCAUAAGCCAGCAGCUUUCUGGUGCAUGUUCAGAGCUGCUGGAAUUGUCAUCGUUGGUCUCCCGACAUACAGUCCAUGUCCAGCAGGCCACCGAGGAAGAACAGCUUGGAGCUACAAGGACACACCAGCUCUUUUGUCCCAAACAAUGAAAGAUACCACACACUGUGAAAUUCACGCUAUAUGCACUUUGGAUACUCUUUAAACCAAUAAAUUAGUACAGGCAUUUGUAACUUUUGUUGUAUUGUGUUUUUUUUUUAAUGAAUCCUGUCCGAAUUUUGUACAGAUUUAUUAUAUGUUGUCAUGCUAAAUAGUUACUCGUAAUAAAU